Molecule: messenger RNA, 549 nt
Organism: Colletotrichum graminicola M1.001
Lineage: Eukaryota; Fungi; Ascomycota; Sordariomycetes; Glomerellales; Glomerellaceae
Product: FKBP-type peptidyl-prolyl cis-trans isomerase
Exons: 5
Coding region: 1-549 (182 amino acids)
Biological process (GO): protein peptidyl-prolyl isomerization
Molecular function (GO): peptidyl-prolyl cis-trans isomerase activity
Source: RefSeq, a predicted model, not a curated record
AUGCAGGGCCUCCUUCUCUCCCUUGGCCUUCUGGCCUCCAGCGCUGUCAGCUUUGUUGCUGCUGCCGACCUCAGGAUCGACGUCACCCAGGAGGUCGAGUGCGACCGCAAGACCAAGAAUGGCGACAAGCUCACCAUGCAUUACCGUGGCACCCUGCAGGCCGACGGAUCGCAAUUCGAUGCCAGCUACGACCGGGGAACCCCCUUCACCUUCAAGAUUGGUAGCGGCCAGGUCAUCAAGGGAUGGGAGCAGGGUCUGUUGGACAUGUGCAUUGGCGAGAAGAGAACCUUGACCAUCCCCCCUGAGCUUGGAUAUGGGUCCCGCGGCAUGGGGCCUAUCCCCGCCAGCUCAACGCUUGUCUUUGAGACCGAGCUCGUUGGCAUUGAAGGCGUCCCCAAGCCCGAGAAGAUUGUCAUCAAGGAGAAGGCCUCUCAGGCUGCCGAGGGAGUCGCCGAGAAGGUCGCUAGCAAGGUCGCCGAGGCUGCCGAAGUCGUCAAGACCAUUGUGGCCGACACCGACUCCGACGCCCAGGAGCACAAUGAGCUGUAA